CCAAAACAGGUACCUAUUUUACAACAAACAUAAAUAAAGUAGGUUCAAAACACGAAUUACACAACUCAGAACUCUGUCCUCUGUUUCAAGAUCCUACGUACACCCAACAUGCUGCUUCUUCUUCUUCUCUUCUCUUCCACAUUCAUUCCUAGCUUAGGGAUCGCCAUUGAUGAUAAUCCCAAUUCAGGUCCUGGAAGAGCUGGGGCAUUGCCAAAAGGUGAUGUGGAUCUGCUGGAAUUUCCACUCAAUUUGGAGUACUUGGAAGCUGAGUUCUUCUUGUGGGGUGCUUUUGGGUAUGGCCUUGACAAAUUCGCCCCCAAUCUUUCCUCCGGCGGGCCGUCUCCCGUCGGCGUUACAUCGGCCAAAUUAAGCCCCCUUGUGAAAGAUAUUAUUGCUCAGUUUGGGUUUCAAGAAGUUGGACAUUUGAGAGCGAUAAAAGAAACGGUGCCCGGUUUUCCGAGACCGCUAUUGAACUUGAGCAAAGAAGCGUUCGCAACAAUUAUGGACAAAGCAUUGGGACACCCUUUGAAACCACCUUUUGAUCCGUACGCAAAUGACAUAAAUUAUCUGAUUGCAAGUUACCUCGUUCCGUACGUUGGACUCACCGGUUACGUAGGUGCAAAUCCUAAACUCCGUAGCCACACGGCCAAAAAGUUAGUGGCGGGGCUUCUGGGCGUGGAAUCGGGGCAAGAUGCGGUCCUAAGGACGUUACUAUACCAACGCAGGAAGGAACGAGUCGCACCGUACGGAAUAACGGUGGCGGAAUUCACGGAACACAUUUCGAGGUUGAGGAACAAGCUAGGCAAAGAAGGGCUGAAAGAUGAAGGUUUGGUAGUGAAACCAACCAUUGGUCCAGAAGGGAAGACUUCCGGCAACAUUCUCGCCGGAGAUAGCCACUCACGAGCCUACGACCGGUCGCCGGAGGAGAUAUUGAGAAUUGUUUAUGGGAGUGGGAAGGAAAACAAGCCGGGUGGUUUUUACCCCAAGGGAGCGCAUGGUAGAAUUGCUAAGUCUCAUCUUAAUGUUGUUUCACCAACUGAUUAAGUUAUUAGUUACAAAACUUGCUUUGUAAUUGUAGUAGUUACUUAAUUACAUUGAAAUAGAAACAGUACACCAAGGAACACAUUAUGGAAAAAGGAAUAAUAUUAAGCAAACAUCACUUUAUUUUUGUUAGUAUUAUUAUAAUGGAUGUUAAUUACUUAA
Molecule: messenger RNA, 1203 nt
Organism: Cuscuta europaea
Lineage: Eukaryota; Viridiplantae; Streptophyta; Magnoliopsida; Solanales; Convolvulaceae
Source: the annotation of a GenBank genome assembly